AUGGAAGUGGAAACAUUUUUCGACUCUUGGUAUAAGUUGUACACUUCCGUCAAGUCGUACAACUUUUUCAAAGGUAGAAAGAUAUUCCCUCCACAUUUUUUCGCGAUUUCACAAUGAGUUUAUUCAGUUUCCUCGAUUUUUCUCGACUUUUCGACAAACUCUCAAGUCGAUCAGUCUUUCUUUCUUGUCAAAGUUCACGAAGAACAGCGUGACACUCUAAAAUUCCCCAAAGUGUUGUUAAUGCUCGAGAUCCUUGGACUUCCCGUCAAAACGUUUGAAAAGGUAAGUGUACCGGGUAGGUUCCACAAAUGGCACAUUCGUUUUCAGAGAAAAGUAUGAACAAUAUACAUAAAUUCAUACAAAAACGCUUCUACCUGCGUACACGUCACGCGCAUCCGUUCGGCAUCGUUCUCGACAUUGACGGCGUGCUGUUUCGCGGCCGAAAUCUGUUGCCACGUGUCAAAGAGGCGUUCAACUUGAUCACCGACAAGAAGGGCAGCUUCGUCGUGCCCACCGUGUUUCUGACGAACGGAACGAACAGCACGGAGAAGAGCAAGGCGGCGCAGCUCAGCGAGCAGCUCGGCUUCCGCAUCCCCGCCGAAAACGUGCUAAUGUCGCACAGUCCGCUGCGCAUGUUCACCGAUUUGCACGAAAAGCAGGUGCUCGUCGUCGGGCAGAGGAACGCGAGAGCCAUCGCGCGAGGCGUCGGCUUCAAGAAGAUCACCACCAUCGAUCAUCUCGUCCAAUGGUUUCCGCACCUGGAUUGCACGGAUUUCUCGCGCAAGACCGUCGAUCCCAAGGAUACGGAGGCGGCGCGUCAGCGAUUUCGACCCAUCGAGGCGAUUGUGAUGCUCGGCGAGCCGUUGAAGUGGGAGACAUCGCUGCAAUUGAUGUUGGAUUGUGUUCUCACCUAUGGAAGUCAGUUGUCUCCCCCCGAUGCCGCGUCCAAAGUCUCGGAAACCCCGCCAAUCUCGCGGAGUUUGCAGUCCAAAGUCGGCAGAAAUUUGCGGGAAAUCCGGGGCGCGCACAGCUGAACGAGUGUUACCGUACACCAUAAAACUACGGUAUUUUUUUUGAAAAUUUAUCCAAGAAAUUUGAAAAAAAUUUAAAAUAUUCUCGAGAAAUUUAAUUUUUUUCAAAAAAAUACCGUUGAAAAAUUUACCCAAGAAAUUUGAAAAAUUUUCAAAUAUUCUCGAGAAAUUUAAAUUUUUUUCAAAAAAAUACCGUUGAAAAAUUUACCCAAGAAAUUUGAAAAAAAUUUCAAAUAUUCUCGAAGAAUUUAAAUUUUUUUCAAAAAAAUACCGUUGAAAAUUUACCCAAGAAAUUUGAAAAAAAUUUCAAAUAUUCUCGAAGAAUUUAAAUUUUUUUCAAAAAAAUACCGUUGAAAAUUUACCCAAGAAAUUUGAAAAAUUUUCAAAUAUUCUCGAAGAAUUUAAAUUUUUUUCAAAAAAAUACCGUUGAAAAAUUCACCCAAGAAAUUUUAAAAAAAAUUUCAAAUAUUCUCGAGAAAUUUACAUUUUUUUCAAAAAAAUAACGUUUUGAAAUUUCUUGGGUAAAUUUUCAACGGUAUUUUUUUUGAAAAAAAUUUAAAUUUCUCAAGAAUAUUUGAAAAAUUUUCAAAUUUCUUGGGUAAAUUUUCAAAAAAUACCGUAGUUUUAUCGUGUACGGUAACACUCGUUCAGCUGUGCGCACCCCGGAUUUCCCGCAAAUUUCUGCCGACUUUGGAGUGCAAAAUCCGCGAGAUUUGCGCGUUUUCCGAGACUUUGGACGCGCGGCAUGAAACUAAGAGAUCGCGUACCCGUUUUUUCAGAAAUGGACUCGAUGUCGAUGCCGCUGCUCGCCGGCCGUCGUCCCGAUCACAUUCCGAUCGUCGCGUGCAACGUGGAUCUUGUGUGGAUGGCCGACGUGGCGUCACAACUUCCGCGCAUCGGACACGGCGUCUUUAUUCAUAUUCUCGAUUCGUUGUACGAGAAGUUGACCGGCAAUCAUUUGCAGUUUCGCGCCGUGCUCGGCAAGCCCACAGAGGUUCGGAUUCCAGAAAUUGAGACAAAUGAGAGCAAUUUCAGGUGAGCUACUUGCACGCGUCGCACAAAAUCCAACGCCAAGCGCGCGCGAUGAACCUCGACGACGUCAAGUACGUCUACGUCAUCGGGUACGCGUUUUUGAGGUUUCCAAACGAAUUUAUAUGGAGGUUUAGCGAUAAUCCAAUGUCGGAUGUGCUCGGUGCGCGUCUUUUCGAUCGGUACUUGCGUCACGGAGGCGUCGGCCGGUUCGAUCACCUCGAUUUGGAGGCGUUCGAGGAGGACGACGGCGAGAAACCGAGAGUUCGCACGCGGAAUGUCGUCGAGCGAUGCAUUUCGAUUCUCGUCGAGACUGGCGUUUAUCAAGGUGGAUUUUCACGAAAAAGAAAACGGUUUUCUUACCAGAAAAGAACUCUUCUCGUUUAGAAAACGUGCACAUGAACGGUGUGGUCAAGCCGAUUUCGGCGCUCAUCGACAAUCUUUCGAAAGGCGAGCAGUUGAAGCUGAAUCAGCCGGAUUUCGUCGAGUACGAUUUGCACGCCGCGAUUCGGACUAUAUUGAGAAGAGAGUGUUAUCGUUGA
This is a messenger RNA of Caenorhabditis sp. 36 PRJEB53466, 2602 nucleotides long. Lineage: Eukaryota; Metazoa; Nematoda; Chromadorea; Rhabditida; Rhabditidae. The record is from the annotation of a GenBank genome assembly.